Messenger RNA from Phytophthora sojae, 744 nucleotides. RefSeq lists its product as hypothetical. Bases 1 to 744 code for a protein of 247 amino acids. NCBI's taxonomy places the organism in Eukaryota, Oomycota, Peronosporomycetes, Peronosporales, Peronosporaceae. The transcript has a single exon. The record is from RefSeq and is a predicted model, not a curated record.
AUGAAGUACGACUACGAGUUCAGUGACGACGAGAACAGUGAACUUGGUCCACUGAAGCAGGAGUGGCCGUUCGGUGGAGAAGGAAGGUCCAAAGACGUGCCAGUCCCGGAAGGAGGAAAGUGCCAAACAAUCAGCAAACUAUUACCUCGAGCGGAUCGACAGGCUGGCGAGUACUCUUUCGGAGGUCGAGCCGACACAUUGCCGAUCGUCCCCGGUCUCGUUGUCAAAGACGUUGGGCCAGUUUCGGUCCCACUGACUGAGGAAGAAGCUACAAACCUGAUCGGCAAGAGCAAGAAAUCUCCGUUUGGACACAAGUUCGAGACAAAACUGGACGAGAAUGUACGCAAUAGCUGGCAACUGGAGCCUGAUCAAGUCGAAAUCAACAACCCGCAGUGGCACACCGGCAUUGAGGAGAUAACCGCUACCAUUGCAGCACGUUUGGGGUACGAAGGCGUUCCUCUAAGCUGUCAGCUGUACAAAAUGCUCAUCUAUGGACAAGGAGGGCACUUUGUGAAGCACCAAGACACUGAGAAAGAAGACGGGAUGAUCGCCACCUUGGUGGUUCAGUUAUCCAGUCUGCACGAAGGGGGAGACUUGGUCAUCUAUCGGGGCGGGGAGGCGCUUGUGUCCGAUAACCGAGUGCUGCUGUUGGGGCUCGUCGAGCCGCCGGGCGGUAGUGAGCCCAGUCAACGAGGCAAAUCACUUUUUCUGUCUCUACUUCUGCUUAGGGAACAACCAAAAUAG